Molecule: messenger RNA, 744 nt
Organism: Euleptes europaea (tarantolino)
Lineage: Eukaryota; Metazoa; Chordata; Lepidosauria; Squamata; Sphaerodactylidae
Product: carboxymethylenebutenolidase homolog
Exons: 5
Coding region: 1-744 (247 amino acids)
Molecular function (GO): hydrolase activity
Source: RefSeq, a predicted model, not a curated record
AUGUCUAGCAAGGGUUUUCCUUUCCAAUAUGACAUCGGAAGAAGAAGCAAUUACGUGGGACGUGGCCAAGAAACACAAGUGGAGAACAUCAAAGCCUAUGUUUGCCAACCCCCGUUCCCCACAGGCAAAGCCAUCGUUGUGGUUCAUGACAUAUAUGGGUGGCAGUUCCCCGAUACCAGAUACGUGGCUGAUAUAAUUGCUGCCGAUGGAUACUUAAUCAUCUGCCCAGAUUUUUUUCUGGGGAAAGAACCUUGGACACCUAAUGAUCGCUGGCAGAAUUUUGGGGACUGGUUAAAGCAUCGGGAUCCCAUGAAAGUAGACAGGACAGCUGAUAUCAUCAUGAGGUGUCUAAAAGAACAGUACCAUGUCAAGAAGAUUGGUAUCGUUGGGUUUUCCUGGGGUGGAAUGGCUGUACAUCACUUGAUGCUCACAAAUCCUGAACUGAAGACAGGGGUAUCUGCCUAUGGAAUUAUCAGAGACAGUGAAGACAGAUACAAUUUGCUGAACCCCACAUUUUUCAUUUUUGGAGAAAAAGAUCACACCAUUUCUAAGGACCAGGUCACUUUAUUGGAGCAGAAAUUGAUGGAAUAUUGCCGAGUAGACUACAGAGUUAAAGUUUAUCCUGGACAAGUCCAUGGCUUCGCUCAGUGCAAGCCUGAAGACACAAGGCCCAAAGAUGUGCCUUACAUUGAGGAGGCAAGGAUAGAUAUGCUGGAAUGGCUGAACAGAUACCUUGCAGGUUGA